AUGCAGCGCUUAAGGAUAGAUAAGCUGUUGGGGCCACAAAAGGUAGCCGAUGUAGCUGACGCCAUCGCUGACAUGGAACGCUACAUUCCAAGGCACGCUAAGAUGGCGAUGCUUGACUUAGUUCUGGCAUGGGCUCGGGUCGAUACAACGAUUGCCCAGCUUGCCACGGCAGCUUUCAACAUGGAUCCGACUGUUGGUGCGAUCGGAAGGAGCUUUGGAAAGCUGGCAGUAGAAGUAAUCCCGAUCGCCGUGAUGAAAAAGCGACGUCAUUCGCGCGGCACGUCGACAAAGAAGCGAUGGCGAUGCUGGAUGAGCAAUGGAAGCGGGAAGACGAAAACGAGGCCGGGAGGGAUGAGGACGUACCUCCCGGCCCCUAGCAUGACGGGGUUCCCGACCCCGCCAGCUAUCUCGCUAAGUCACGGUCGCGCUUGCUGGACCGGUCGGAGUUGCGUCCAGCGUGUUGCCGUCUGUAGCCACGACCCAAUAGUUGUAGGUCCCCGCCGCUACCGUGUCGAAGAACCGCAGAUCGUUCGGGUUCUUCCACGUCACCGUCGCCUUGCCUACGUCACCCUGCGCCGUCAGGUUGGUGGAGGGCGGCAGGACAGCUUCGGUGGAGACGGUGGCAUAUUCAUAAGCCGGUCCGCGACCGGAGGUGACCACGUAGCGAUAGCGAACCGUGUAAUCCAUGCCCUCCAGCAACAGGCCGCUGAUCGCGGUGUUCUGGUUGAUCGUCAUCGGCAUCCACGGAUCGCUAUCCCGCCCGUGAUGUCGGAGACAUUCUCACCCGUGAUCGCCGGGAAGCGGAUCGUGCCGCCUGAGCCAUCAACUACCGGCUUGGUUGCUUUCGCCAGUCAGAAGCGUCCAUCGGCUGGGAGUGAUGGGGACAGCGCCAAAGGUCGUGCCAAUGCCGCUGCCGUCCAGUUCUACCGGCGUAGCGAUCUCAAAGUCGCCAGCAAUAGUGUUGUCGUAAUUGAGCUUGAUGAUCCGCUCUUGGCGGCAUUUCAGGCCACGCAGGCUGACGGUGGGGCCAUUAAUCGUGCGCGGCUGCGACCGCAGCCCUAUCCCUUGGCCAGACGCAUCGCCCGGUUGUGA
Acanthosepion pharaonis is the source of this 1092-nucleotide messenger RNA. Lineage: Eukaryota; Metazoa; Mollusca; Cephalopoda; Sepiida; Sepiidae. The record is from the annotation of a GenBank genome assembly.